Messenger RNA from Fusarium proliferatum ET1, 1590 nucleotides. RefSeq lists its product as uncharacterized. Gene Ontology annotation, molecular function: DNA binding; DNA-binding transcription factor activity. Gene Ontology annotation, biological process: meiotic cell cycle; positive regulation of transcription by RNA polymerase II. Lineage: Eukaryota; Fungi; Ascomycota; Sordariomycetes; Hypocreales; Nectriaceae. Gene Ontology annotation, cellular component: nuclear chromosome. Bases 1 to 1590 code for a protein of 529 amino acids. The record is from RefSeq and is a predicted model, not a curated record. The transcript is spliced from 4 exons.
AUGUCAACCUACAACUCAAUGUCGGGGCUGCCAACUGGCGCCUCUUCCAGCCAAGCGAUGGCGAUGAACUUUGGAUCUGCCCACUCUCAGAGCAUGAAUAUAGACGUGUUCGACCAGGAUAUGACAUUUGACGAAUCACUUCUUGAUGGGGCUGCACUGCAGACCCUACCUUUCGGCACCUCGUACGACUUGGAUGCCUUUUCCUCGACCUUUGAAGAUCCCUUCUCAUACUCGACUCGACAACAAUUCGAUCCUCCGCCGAACCAAGAUGCCUUGCACGAAGAAUCAUCUCCCCAGGAGCCCGAUAAUAAGCUUCUCGGGUUCUCCGCUCCCGUUUCCAACGCUACCAUUGUUAACGAGAACAACCAAUUUGUUGACGCCGGCAUGACGGCUGAAUUGUAUGGCAUGUUCUUCGUUGCCGAGGAUGUCUUUGGAGGAGAAUCAACCGGACGCCCGAUGGAAUUGACUUGUUAUCGCCGCAACCUCUGGCAGUGUUCGGGGCAGAUCACUCUUCCUCGCGGAAUCAGGAAUAUUGUGAGUGAACAAGGGCAACAUAUUCCAAUAUUCGAGCUAGUAGCGACUAUUGCAGCCAUCGAAUCCAUCGAAGGAAAGGCUACAGAAAUAAUAUCGAUCCCCUGGAAGAACGCCAACCCCCAGGGAGGUGAUGACUCAAAAGGCGUCUCAGCGCCGCCCACUAUCACACUAGAUAUAACGACAGGCCAGGAGAUCGACGCACAUCGUGUUUCUCUGCCUAUAUCUUGGAAACGGCUUCAGUUCAAGCAUGCUACUGCCAACAACGGCAGAAGAAAGGGCUUGCAACAGCACUACGUGGUCCAGAUCACCCUGUUGGGAAAGACACAGGCCGGUGAACUCAUAAAAAUAUCGGAGAUCAAAUCUGGCCCAGUCAUUGUUCGUGGCCGGAGUCCUAGAAACUUCGACAGCAGGAAGGACGUUCCUCUUACUGGCGACAAGAGAUUUGAGAGGAGAAGCACAUCGACGUCAAAUGUAGACCACCCAACCCUUAAACUAGAACGGGAGAAUUCGAUAAACUUCACGCAAAGAUUCCCUCCUGCUGGAAAUCUCCAGCCGAACGACUGGGCAACACCUGGGUCAAUGACCCACCCACUACCCAGUCCUCAACCCGUUGCAAGUCCACAUCCGGCAAAACGAGUCGCCUUAUCGCCAACAAUGACCAGACCACCGAUACCAGCUUGGUCCAGCGAUCCAAACAACUCUGCUAAAGCAGCGAAUUCCCACAGUAACAAAAACUCACUCCCGCGUCAGAAUGCAUCUCUGCCGAUCAAUCUGUCGCUAUCAGAGGACGAGAGAAGUCCGAACCGCUCGAGUGCCGAGCUGCACAGUCCCAAUUCUGGCAAAGGCUACACCACCGCAGGGGCGAACAGGGAAAACAGUCCUGCAGAUGAGGGUGCUGAUCCCUUGUACGAAUACUUUCCACUGACUGUGGAUGAUUGGAUGCCGCCUGUCGAUGCUGUUUAUCGGCCUCACGUGGUCCAUCACACUAUCAUGCCACCCGAGAUGAAAGCACAACAGCUCAAGAGCAAGGCCAAGCGGUACUUUGCCUCUGACUGA